Staurois parvus is the source of this 308-nucleotide messenger RNA. The record is from the annotation of a GenBank genome assembly. Lineage: Eukaryota; Metazoa; Chordata; Amphibia; Anura; Ranidae.
AUGCACAUUGGACAUUUUUACAGCGGCUGUUUUUGGCUUUUGACGUUUUUUUUUACAGCCAGUAAACCCCCCAGCAUGUUAUCCUAUGUGUCCAUGCACACAGAGACUGUAAUCAACGUUUUUUGGCUGGAAAAAAAAACCCAGGACUAGUGGGUUUCUAGAGGAGCUUUUUAGCUGUAAAAAUGAUCUAACGCUGAAAAAUGCAGCAAAAAGCGGUAAAACGCCACAAACCAGCAUUUUUGGACGUUUUUUGACCAAAGAAAUUUUUUUUGUAAAAAAAAAACGCUAAAAACCACAAACAGGGAAAA